AUGAACUCUAUCAAGGCCGUUUCGGUCCUCUCGUUCUUUGCCACCUUCGCUGCUGCUUGGCCCAUGAACACGACCACCACUUCAUGGGAAUCCACCAAGUCUUCUAGCUCCAGCUGGGAGUCUUCCAAAUCCCCAAGUUCAACCUGGACUCCUUCCUCAAGCUCUGAGUGGAUUCCUAGCUCGAGCUCCACCUGGUCUUCUACCAGUUCGGUCGAGAGUUACGCAUGUAACCCAGCUCACAGUUAUCCCAAUGGACAAAGCUGUAUCUCCACUGCAGGAUCGUUGACCUUGGUCAGCCCCUCGGCCAGCUCAACUCAGUCGUACGCCUGUAAUCCAGCUCACAGCUAUCCUGGAGGUGCUUCAUGCAUCAGUACUGCUGGAUCUCUGACUCUUGUCACCCCUACUCAAAGCACCACAUACACGACUACAUACACCACUGACUAUGUCACAUUCUGCCCCUCCCCCACUGUUCUGACCAUUAACAGCAAGACGAUCACAGUCACUUCUGCGACGACUUUGACAGUUCCUUGCCCAACCUGCGUCAAGACUUCUGUGAUCACCAAGCCGAUCAACCAAGCAUCUACCACCAACGCACCUGCUCCCAGCUCAUCUGCCAUUGGCUGCGCUGCAAGCCUUCUCAAGUGCCAGUACACUCCUGCUUCUGAUGGUGGUUCUGCCAACGAGGCCUACUGUGCUUCUCAGAACGCAAAUUGCCAGGGCGCAUGCUACGCAUCCUACAACACCUGCAGAACUACCCGCGGUCCUGAUGGCCUUUCCGCCAACCAAGCUCAAUGUGCUUCCGAAUAUGCACAAUGUCUUGGUGAAAACCCCUUCGCCUCCACUGGAGGAUUGGUCUCGACUUACAUCCCUUACACUGCCACUGCAAGCUCGUCCACCCCCGUCUCGAGCUCAACUAUCUGGGUGACCUCGACCACAGUUUACGUCACUGACUACGUUACUGUGUGCACUACCCCAACUGUAAUCACUGUCAACAAGCAGACGAUCGCAGUGACCCAACCGACUACCCUGACAAUUCCCGUGCCCACAACUCAGGUCAUCACCAAAUCCACGGUUGUUCCUGUUUCUUCUGUUCCCAUGAGCUCGAAGCCCGCCACUCAGCCCGCUUCCCAGCUCGCCUCUUCGCCCGUCGCCCCUGUCUCGACAGGACCUGUUGCCUCUGGAACUGUUUGUGCUCCCCAAACCGUGACCGUUACCCAAUAUGUCACCAUUUCCAUGAAGGAGACUUCCAUGGCUUCCAUGGCUCCUCCCGCUUCAAGCAAGCCUUCCUCGUCGGCUCCAGCUUCUAGCAAGCCUACUCAAUCUGCUCCGGCUUCCAGCAAGCCUGCAUUGUCCGUCCCCGCCUCGUCCGUUCCUGCUUCUAGCAAGCCUGCGUCUUCAGCCCCUGCUCCCUCCGCUACCCCUGCUGGCAAGUGCCCUCUUGACCUCAAGGCCGGCGCUUACGACACUUACUUCACCAUCCCCAAGUCUUCUGACCUUGUCACUACCGCCUACAGCUUGUCUGGCUCUGGCAUGAUCAAUGUUUCCAAGGGCGGCAAGGUCAUCAACAGUUUUGCUCCUGUUGCUGGCAAUGCCUACCUCAUUGAGAGCGGCAAGUGCGCUGCUGGCCAGUCUGUUGCUUACACUUUCAGCACCGGUGACUCGGUUUCUGUUAACCUGUUCAACGACUUCAACCCUUGUGCUCUUGGCGCCUUUGUCACCAUUGCUUAA
Messenger RNA from Aureobasidium vineae, 1728 nucleotides. Lineage: Eukaryota; Fungi; Ascomycota; Dothideomycetes; Dothideales; Saccotheciaceae. The record is from the annotation of a GenBank genome assembly.